CCUUUCUAUAUCCAUAUCCACUUUCAUUUGAUGCCGAAUGGGAAUUCCAACUCAGCUCUCCCCUUGGUCCUUUUUGGUAAACUUUCAACGUCACCUUCGCUAGACCGGGCCGCUUGUCCCUCCGAAAGCACAGCUAUUUUUCUUUUUUUUUCCCCAUCCGAGGCAGCAAACAAGCUGGACGGCGAGGUUCCUUCGCUUGUGAUGACUGCAUGAUGCAGCACGUCGUCGCGCAGCAGCCAACAACCAAAAAAAUAGCAAAAGAUCGCCACUCUUCUCGUCUCUUCUGUUGCUGCGUUUCUUGCCAAGAAUAUUCCAGCCUCAGUCAUAUAUUGGUUUCUCCCGUACCCAAAAAAAGACAAAAAAGAAACCUGGAAAGGGAAGGUAGUAGUGCUCCUCUCACCUCCCAUACCAAGCAUCCUUUGGUACGAAAAACCGAGAUCCUGGCCCCGAUCCCGACUUGAGCGGGUCAAUAGUUCCAUGCACAAAACGGCCUUUGACCAUGGCACCAGCAAAGGCGGGAGGAGGGUUCUCUCGGGCCAGAUCUUGCAGCUGAACGCCAAACGGUGAUUAGCCGGUGCCGGGUAAUACGAGGGGCGGCCGAUGGCGGGAGGCGGAAAAGGGGGGAGAGGGAGGGGGAUUUUGUUCUGUGAUGGUUGCAGGCUUUUUUCCAAACCGUGCCGUCAAUAUUGUCACCUGACAACCCUCCAUCUUUUUUUCGACCGUCAUUGUUUGUUAUCAGCUGGCUCGACUUGCGUGGAGCGAUUCCGACCGCCAAGUGCAAAGAUGGUCAGGAUUCCGAGUCGAGAAGGAGGUGUUAAUCCCGCAUUCUAAGCCCCGAGGGAGGGAGGAGAUGAAUGUCUCUUUUUUUGCUUAUACGAGACUGGGUGGUCCGACGAUCGGACAGGCCCGCGUUAGUUUUGAUGACGGUGGAGGUACAUCGAGUAGAAGGCAUAAAAAGUAAAGAGACUAGAAAAGACAUAAAGAUUGCAGCGGCAUGCCUCCCAAGGCUCUUCAUCUUGAGGCUGGAACCCGCCACAUAUCUCCUUUUUUUAUUUUUUUGACGAUUCCAUACUGCAUAAGCAGCCUCGGUACAAGUGGUUUACACUGAGCACGCCAAAAAUGCUCCCCUCGUGCAUCCUCGCGCUUGUGCUCCCGCUCGCUUCUGUGUUAGCGGCCGACUUCACCGGGCCUACGCUUCCACCGCACCUCUCCAGCGCGGCUCUCGAGGAGCUCGGCAAGAGGCAGACGCAGCAGUGGCGGACUCAGAACUGGGGCAAUGAGUUUUCCAACUACACGUGGUCGCCGGGGCCCAACGGGCGGUUCGCGGUAGACUGGAGGCAGCCCAACGGGGGCAACUUUGUGGUGGGGAGGGGAUACAGUCUGAACAACAACAACAGAAUCUUCAACUACUCGGGCACCUUCACCGUCAACGACCGGGCCUACAUGUGCCUGUACGCGUGGACUUUGAACCCGCUGACCGAGUGGUACGUCAUCGAGAACAUGGGGGUGCACAACCCGGCGGACAACCGCAACGCCACCUGCCACGGGCGCAUCCAGAGCGACGGCGGCACCUACGAGGUGUGGUCAAAGUGGCGCAUCAACGCGCCCUCCAUCAUCGGCGACGCCGACUUCCAGCAGUACUGGUCCAUCCGCACCCGCCGCCACGUCGGCGGCACCAUCAACACCACCGCCCACCUGGCCGCCUUUCGACGCGCCGGCCUGCCCCUCGGCGCCCAGCAGCCCGUCUUUCUCGCCGUCGAGGGUCAGGUCGGCAGUGGCGCCGCGACCCUGACCGCCGGCGUCGCGCCCACCACCACCGUGCCCGAGUCGGCCACGCCCACGGCCAGGACUGAGUUGGUGCCCAGUCGCGCUUGCACGAGGGUGUUGUGAAGUGGCAGUUGCCUGAAUAAAAGAGGAAAAAAAAAAGUUUCAAUUGUGGCAGGCGUCGGGUAAAUCGACCCAAUGUGCAUGUUGCGGGGGCGUGACAUCCUUCUGCAUCGGGAAUUAGGACAGGGGCGUGUAGAGUAUAUAGAUCAGGUCGCCUGCACAUAGGGUAUCUAUAUAUCAAGACCAUGCCCCUUCAAAUGCGAAUUUAAGCA
Molecule: messenger RNA, 2099 nt
Organism: Pyricularia oryzae 70-15
Lineage: Eukaryota; Fungi; Ascomycota; Sordariomycetes; Magnaporthales; Pyriculariaceae
Exons: 2
Coding region: 1120-1890 (256 amino acids)
Biological process (GO): xylan catabolic process
Molecular function (GO): hydrolase activity, hydrolyzing O-glycosyl compounds
Source: RefSeq, a predicted model, not a curated record